CCGAGAGAAUUCAAGAACAUAAUCGAAAUUUUUUUGAACUUUCGUAGCUAAAUUCGUAAUUCAACCACUAAAUUCAUUGUAUUGAGCUUCAUAAGAUCGUUAGUUUGUGGCAUACGAAUGUCAAAUCUCGCAAGUCGUUUUCAAUCUACGGAUUGUGCUGUGAAAGAUUCCACUUCAACGACGAAAAGGGGGAAUUAAGCAGCGUAAUAUUUGGCGCGCGGUUGCUUUACUACCAGGCACCGCUAAUCGUCAUUGCCAGAGGCCAGAGCUGUUUUCAAACUCUUCAUCUUCAUCCUCUUUACCCACUUUCCCUUGAAUUUGUUUUUCUUUAUUUCAGAUUAGGAUUUGUUCUUAUUUCUCUGUUCAAAUUUCGUCUUGUGAUCAGGAAAACUGAGAAACAAAGUUCCCGAACUUCAUGUUUUGAUUGAGCUUGGGUUCUGAGAUUUGUUCCCGUUUGGACUUUGGGGUUUACAAAGAAACCCGUAUUUCAUAUAGAACGACUUUCAGAUUUUGAGUUUUGUUUGGUGGAGGUGAAUAUGGAAACAUUUCUUUCAGCCAUCGUCUCAGAAGUUCAGGCGGGAGGGAACUCUCUGCUUGUCACUAUUAAGAUUGCAGUGCUACCCAUAGCCAAAGUUUUCACCAUGUGCUUUCUGGGUUUUGUUAUGGCAUCUAAAUAUGUCAACAUCUUGCCUGCAAGUGGAAGGAAACUUUUGAAUGGGUUGGUUUUUUCGCUUUUGCUUCCAUGUUUAAUAUUCUCUCAGCUCGGGCAAACUAUUACUCUCGAGAAAAUGCUUAAAUGGUGGUUUAUUCCUGCAAAUGUUGUUCUGGCUUCCAUAUCAGGUUCCCUUAUAGGAUUAAUUGUUGCAAUAAUUGUUCGUCCUCCAUACCCCUUCUUCAAGUUCACGAUUGUACAAAUUGGAAUUGGGAACAUUGGAAAUGUGCCUCUCGUUCUCAUUGCAGCUUUAUGUAGAGACGAGUUGAAUCCUUUUGGUGAUGCAGAGAAGUGUAGCACUGAUGGGAUUGCUUAUAUUUCAUUUGGCCAGUGGGUUGGUGCAAUUAUCCUCUACACCUAUGUUUAUGCUAUGUUGGCACCUCCUCCUGAGGGUACAUUUGACAUCAAAGAUCAACGCAUUCCAGUUAAGAACCUGCUAAAGGAUAGUACACCUGCGCAUGUUCCCUUGCUCGUUCAGGAGGUAGCUUCAACAUAUCCAGAUGCUUCUAAGAAGGAAGGGACUAAGGGCUUCCUUGUGUAUUGGUAUGAGAAAUUGAAGCUCAAGCAAAUUUUUCAGCCUCCUAUUGUUGCUUCGGUCCUAGCUAUGAUUUUGGGUGCAACACCAUUCUUAAGGCGAUUGGUCUUUACUCCUGAUGCUCCACUAUUUUUCUUCACUGAUAGCUGCAUAAUGCUCGGGGAGGCUAUGAUUCCAUGCAUCCUGUUGGCAUUGGGAGGAAACCUCGUUGAAGGUCCUGGAAGUUCGAAACUCGGGCUACGGACAACUGCUGCUAUUAUUUUUGCACGGUUGGUUUUGGUACCUCCUGCAGGACUUGGCAUUGUCAUGUUGGCUGACAAGCUUGGCUUCCUUCCUCCUGAUGAUAAGAUGUUCCGAUUCGUUCUUCUUCUUCAGCAUUCAAUGCCAACGUCUGUCCUCUCGAGCGCUGUGGCUACUUUAAGGGGUUGUGGUAGAGAUUCUGCUGCUAUUCUUUUCUGGGUUCAUAUAUUUGCUGUCGUCUCAAUGGCUGGGUGGUUCAUCCUCUAUUUCAGGAUACUCUUCUAAAGAAAUUGCAACAUUGUGAAUACGUUUCAUAUUCCAAUCCAUCUGCAAUUACUUUUUGUUAAGUAUUUGUCAUUCGUUACUUAUAGAGAGGACCAAUAUUGUCUAGAAAUAAUAUUUUUUUGUUUGAGAUGAUUGCAUCAUAAUAAAGCUAAGCGAAUUAGUAGCUGUUUCAAUACGGUAUGAAGAGAUGUUCUAUUAUUGAAUAAUUCAUGCUUUGUAGAUCACAUGGAAAAACAGAUUAUGGGGAUGUGAAUAGAGAGAUUAUGUUAAUUGUACUUGGUA
Molecule: messenger RNA, 2054 nt
Organism: Benincasa hispida (wax gourd)
Lineage: Eukaryota; Viridiplantae; Streptophyta; Magnoliopsida; Cucurbitales; Cucurbitaceae
Product: Auxin efflux carrier family protein
Biological process (GO): endoplasmic reticulum to cytosol auxin transport
Cellular component (GO): membrane
Source: RefSeq, a predicted model, not a curated record